UGACUUUGCAUUUCCGGGGGAGAGAAAUGUAUGUAAACAAUACAUAUCUCUCCCCUGUCAGCACCUGCACAUUGCUUUGUAUUGCAGAGCAAUCCAAAGCACUGUGCUGGCACAGUAAAGCACACACACAGCAAACUGUAAAACAGCACACACAGUUAACCCUUUGAUCGCCCCAGAUGGUAACCCCUUCCUACCCAGUGCCAUUAGUACAGUGUCACUGUAUUGGUGUCACUGGGGAUGUCAGUGACAGUUAGUCAGUCCACCCCCCCCCCCCAGUGUCAGAAUGCCCACCGCCGCCAUUACUGGUAUAA
Messenger RNA from Staurois parvus, 311 nucleotides. The record is from the annotation of a GenBank genome assembly. Lineage: Eukaryota; Metazoa; Chordata; Amphibia; Anura; Ranidae.